Molecule: messenger RNA, 867 nt
Organism: Panonychus citri (citrus red mite)
Lineage: Eukaryota; Metazoa; Arthropoda; Arachnida; Trombidiformes; Tetranychidae
Product: transmembrane protein 179-like
Exons: 3
Coding region: 133-786 (217 amino acids)
Source: RefSeq, a predicted model, not a curated record
GAGAAAUAGAAUUUUUUGUUUACAUUUUUUUCUGUUUUGAUUAAUUUGAUAUUCUCACAAUUAGAAUUGAGCUUUUGUUGUUUUAAUUGAUUGUUUUUCUUUUGAUGGUUAAUUGAAGAAACCAAUUCAAUCAUGGCCAUUGGAAAUGUUCUUCUAUUAACUCAGAUCGCGGGUUAUCUUGUUUCGUUUAUUUUAUCUUUUUGUGUUUUAAUUCCGUUGAUUGUAAAUAUGAAAAAUUUCAAAGGAAAUUGUUUACUUUAUACUUCGCGUUUUCUUGACACGGAGAUUUCACCUACAUGGGCCUCUUGUGGAUAUUGUACUUACACGGCAAUUCUAUCUGCAGCUAUCGUUCUAGUUUCCUUAGCACAAUUAAUCAGAAUGUCACAUUUCCUAAGAAAAGGUGUCGACAGUUCUUUCAUUUCAGCCUUUUGGGACACUGUUAUUGCUUUUGUAUUCGUUGGGUUGACCAUUCUUGAUGCUAUUUUUGUGACCAGUGGAUUUUCCCGAUGGUGUAGCUCAGUUUCACAGAGAUUCAGUUCAUGUGAAGCUGGACAAGGAAUUCUUCAUAUCACUCAAGAUAAUCAAGAAAUUAACACAACCAAUUUCUUUAUUCAAAUGGGAACUGUUCAGUUUGGUAUUUGGACAUUGUUCGUUUCUUGGGUUCUUCUAUUGGUUCUAGCUGGACGAAAGUUAUCCAUUUAUCAUGAACGAGAAAAUCUAAUCAUCAGUAUGUCAAGAGAUCGUCAACGUUACGCUUCUCAAGGUUACAACAAUUUAGAUAUUUAAUAAUAACAAUCAAAGAGUAAUUUGAUUUCAGUCAAAUAGGUUGUGAGGAUUAACUCAUUUCCAUCAAAUUGUUGAUCAUUG